Molecule: messenger RNA, 5320 nt
Organism: Pseudovirgaria hyperparasitica
Lineage: Eukaryota; Fungi; Ascomycota; Dothideomycetes; Acrospermales; Acrospermaceae
Exons: 4
Coding region: 209-5320 (1703 amino acids)
Biological process (GO): autophagy; Golgi organization; COPII vesicle coat assembly
Cellular component (GO): endoplasmic reticulum exit site; ER to Golgi transport vesicle membrane
Source: RefSeq, a predicted model, not a curated record
CCAGUCUCUCUCUCAAGGUUCGCGCUCACCCCAAAGAUACCCUCGCCGUCGUGCAUUUACCCGGUCCUCCAUUCCGCGCUCACACCUGUUUCAUUUCAUGGCGUGCGGAGCGACGGUUCAUAACUGAAUUGUUUCUUGCGAUUGCGCGUCGGCCUUACAUUGUAUAGCUGCAUUUGUUCCAUCCCCGAACAUAAAACAAACCAUCGUAAUGGCCAGUUGGAAUCCGGCUUUAAGACCUAACUCGGGUUCAAGACCGGACACAACAGAAACAACAUCGAAUGCCCCGGCAGAUGUGGACGCGUCAACCGGUACAGAAACGGUCGAAGAGGUAGCUGAAUUAAGUUGGGAUACGCAAGAUGCAGAGACGGGUCAAGAUGAACCAGAAGACGAGUUUUUUGUGCGCCACGGAGGUCAUCUGUCAUAUGACGCAAAAGCGAAUCCCAAAGCAAAUCCCUUGAUCUCUAGAGCAACAGGACUUGAUAUGGCUGUGGAGGAGGAUACCGAGGAAGCGCCUGAAACACCCAUAGAUCCACCCGAAAACACGAGCACUUCUGGGCUGAUAAACGCGCCACCAGUCACUGAAACGAGUGCAGGUGAGGAUACCGCCAUGGAAGAGCAUCCUGCAGAACAAAAUUACGAGCCACAAAGCGAGAGCACUUUCCUGGAGGACGCGAAGCAAGAAAACCCAGCGGAUCCUCUGGUCCCCGAAACUGACGCGGCAUUAAAUUGGGGGUCUAGUGAUGCUUCAUUCGACAUUGGUGCUGAUAUCGGACCUGUUUCUUCGUCACAGCCGGAGGAAAUGGCGACCGAGAAGACCGUUGACUGGGGCGAAAUAGAAGAUGAUUUCGAUCUCGGCGUCAAAGACGCAUCGGCCAUGGCUACUAAUAGCGCCAAUGGACCAGCCCUACAAUCAAAGCCUGCUGACCUUGAUUGGGGCCCCGGAGAUGAUGGUGACUUGAUCUUUGAAGCCACCGGUACACAGGCGGCAGAAAUACCUCCAGCGUCCGCCCAGCAAGAUGAGCUAGAUGACCUAUGGAAAGCGGCCUUGGAUGACGAUUUUGGGACAACUGCAGAUUCGAGCGCAUUUCUCUUCGACGACGAUGAGGGCUUCCUUGAGGAAGAAGCUGCGCAACUGUCCGAACAAGUUGGCUCGAAUGGAACGAAUGGAGCCAUUGGCGGCUCUCUAUCAAACUCCAAAUACGCACCAGUCGGCGCACAGGCUGUUCAGCCACCGAGCAAUCAGUAUACACCUCAGGCUGGCCGGUUCGCAGACGUUCCUCAAUCGAACUCCAGUAAUACUGCGCAGAUCAUGUCGACGCCAGCAUAUGGCGGAAUAAAUGGCAAAGCUUCUUAUGGCAAGCCGGAACGUCCUGCUAUCACGAACUCAGCACAGAGCUUCGCGGACAAGAACAAAGGAGGAUACGCAUCUCCUUACGACUUGCCCACGGAUAUCAUUCAACCCAAGAAGAGAGUCGGAUCGAAUCGGAUGGCUGUGCCUUCAGCGCAGCCGACUCCACCACCACCACCCAGAAGCAGUAGUAUGAACUCCACCGCGAGCAUGCCACCUCCUCGUUCCGUUCCCCAAACAUACCAAAGCUCUACUACUUUCUCUCCUCCAUCGUCGAGUAGCUCAAUGAACCCGGAGAUACGAGGUCAGCUGCGACCCAAGGCCAGCACAAGUAGCUUUUUUGAAGAAUUGCCGUCGGUGGCUAAGCCAAAGUCAUCGGGACGGUACACGCCACAGCCUUCUGCAGUACACCAUGCCCCCUCAAGAUCGCCAAUUGCAUCACAGCCUCUACAGCCCCCCUCAAAUCCACAACCCAGUGUCUCAGAACCACCAACCGACCCGGUCGCUUUUGCAUCUCAUUUACAACAACCUGAGAGGCUCAGUCUUUUCUCCGAAUCCCCUCCAUCUUCAAAUUUAGCACCAGCUCCCACAAUUACCGCGAAGCGCUAUUCUCCCGCACCACCUAGCACUGGACCUGCAGCAUCUAGAUACUCACCCGCUCCGCCCGCAGUCGCUCCAUCACAGAUCUCUGCAAGUGCUCCGCCUCCUAAAUAUUCUCCUCCUUCGACCGUAGCUGUCCCUACUGGGUUGAAUCAAAAUCGAUACGCAGCGGAACCUACGGCACAACCUAGAUCAUCCUCGCAGUCGUUCUUGCCUCGGACUUCCAGUCCGCUUGCGCAUCACACUAUGUCCCAAGGUGGCGCUGGAAGGUCAUCAAGUCAGGCUCCACCUACUUCUUACCAACCCAGUAGAGCUACAGCAUCUCCUCCCGCUACUACGGAUAUGGCCUCAUCUAACACUGGCUCUCCUCGUAAAACGUCAAAUUAUGCGCCUCAGCCACAAAAUUCGCAAGCGCCAUUGCAGCAAUCUUUCGCUCCUCCUCGCAGGUCCCAGACAUCGUCGCCUGGGACGGUAAUGAAAUCACCUCCUUACGCAGCCCAUGCUGAUCGUCCAUCGUCACAUCACGGUCCUGGAUCCCCACCAUCGACGAUUUCUGGAGAGAGCAUAUUCCCCUCAAUGCCUCCGCGUUUAGGAUAUUCACAAGAUACAGUUUUCGCUGUGCCUACAGAUGAACGAGCCCAAGAUCCCCUAGAGCGGUGGAAAGGCUAUCCAGUAUUCAGAUGGGGCCUUGGUGGCACUGUUGUAACUUCUUUUCCACAACAAACGCCUAGGUACGGUGCUGGUAAUACUGCUCCAACGAUGAAACGCUCUCCCGGAGAAAUUAAGCUUCAGAGCAUCAAGCAAACAUCGCCUUUAGAUGACAAAAUCACGACCUUCCCUGGACCUUUGAAGGGAAAAGGUAAGAAGAAGGAUGUGGUUGUGUGGAUGAAGGCUCAAAUUGAGACAAUGGGGAAGGACUAUCAGUCGACAGCUAUUCAUGGAACUACGACUGAGGAUCUACGAAGACGUGAUGAACGACUACUGCUCUGGAAGAUUCUCCAGGUCUUUAUUGAAAACGACGGGAAGCUAGAGGGCUCGAAGGUUGCUGAGGAUUCCGUCAAACAGAUCCUACAAGUCAAUGUAGAGACUUCGACGCAGCUCCAGCCAGGGGAGAAGGUUCAAUCCGAACCUGUAGAUCCGCAAGCUGUCACAGUGUUACGCGAUCACUUAUCGACUGGAGAUAGAGAAAAGGCUACCUGGCACGCAGUUGAUAACAGGUUGUGGGGGCAUGCCAUGUUAAUAUCGUCAACACUGAGCAAAGAUGUCUGGAAGCAGGUUAUUCAGGAGUUCGUACGCCAGGAGGUCAGAAAGAUAAGCGGUGACAACCAGGCCUUAGCAGCUCUUUACGAAGUAUUCGCUGGUAAUUGGGAAGACAGUGUCGACCAGCUUGUGCCUGUGUCCGCCCGCGCGGGGUUCCAAAUGAUCAAUACUACAGGCCCCGCCAUCAACAAGAACGCCUUGGAGGGAUUAGACAAAUGGCAAGAAACACUGUUGCUCAUCCUAGGCAAUCGUAGUGAGGGAGACGCACAGGCUCUUUUAUCAUUGGCAAGACUCCUCGCUGGCUAUCGACGAACAGAUGCGGCUCAUAUUUGCGCCCUAUUUGCCAGGUCGAUGGCGCAUUUCGGAGGCACCGACGAUCCACAAGCAGACAUUGUCUUGUUCGGCGCCGACCAUAGAAAUGCAAACGACAUUGCACAAGACUUGGAUGCCAUAAUACUAACAGAAGUCUACGAAUACGGGCUAUCAUUGUCAUCAACGACAGCAAGUUUGCCACAUCUACAACCAUACAAGCUUGUGCACGCCUAUGCGCUAGCAGAGUACGGCCAGCGGAGCAACUCCAUAUCCUACUGUGAUCAUAUCGCGGCAGUGGUCAAGUCGUCGACUCGGGGCUCACCGUACUACAACGCAACUUUCCUCUCCCAUCUGGAUGAUCUUACCAAACGUCUGUCCCAAGCGCCAAAGGACGGCUCGUCUUCGUGGAUUUCCAAGCCAAGCAUGGAGAAGGUGUCUGGUAGUUUCCUCGCCAAGUUUAAUAGCUUUGUUGCUGGCGAUGAUAGCGAUGCCGCCUCCAAUCAAUCAGGUGGAGCCGAUGUAGGUCCCUUCGCGAGAAUCGCUGGGAACACACCUACGAUCAGUCCAACUCAAUCGAGCGCAGACUUGUACGGUCAGUAUCGCGGAAAUGGCUCUGUCACUAGCCCUGCUCCCGGUUUCAGCCCUCAGGCUCCAUCGUCUCGAUAUGCCCCUGGUGCUGUCUAUACUCCCCAGCAAUCCUUUGAACAGCCACAUUCUCAGUACAUGCCGCAGGAAGCAAGCUCUUACACUUCGUCGUCCGCUCCAAAUCCUUAUGCGCCCUCUUAUAACCCCACUCCCAACACCUCACAAGCUCCUACUUCACAGCCGUCUAAGUCGCACACUGAGUACAAUCCGCCAGUACAAGAGCCAUCCAACGGCUAUUCACCUUACGGUACCAGUUCAUAUCAGUCGAAUGUCCCGCCUGACAGUCACAAUGCUGCCACGGAGGAGACAGUGCCAGUUACGUUCGAUCAGGCUAUUACUUCGCAUAGCCAGCCGACGAACAGCGUACCAAGCGCGUAUGAGCCACCUAGUAUGGGCUCUUAUGAGCCUCCGUCAUAUCAGCCGUACGAACCAGAGCCCGAGCUAGAGCAGGAAACUUCCACUGAAAAAAAGAAAAAAUCAUUCAUGGAUGACGACGAUGACGACCAAAUGUUGAAGCAAGCAGAAGCCUUGAAGAAGCAACAGCGAGCACAAGCAGACAAAGAGGCUGAGGAAAAUUUCAAGCGUGCUGCUGAAGCUGAUGCUGCCAAAUCCAAGGGUCAAGACGGAGGCAAAGGGUGGUUUGGAGGAUGGUUCAAGAAAGACCCGAAUGCUGGGCCAGGUCCAAUCAAAGCCAAACUCGGUGAAGAGAGCUCGUUCGUUUAUGACACCGAGCUCAAGAAAUGGGUCAACAAGAAGGGAGGGUCCGCUGCCGCAACGCCUUCUGCACCCACUCCUCCACCUCCACGAGGCCCUCCCUCACGCGCUCCAAGUGGUGCUGGUCCACCUAUAUCAUCUGGCCCUCCAACUCGACCUCCUACAUCGAUGCCAAUGGGUGGUCCUCCCUCAGGACCACCUUCACGUGUUGGUACACCUGCGUCCACCGCUUCUGUUGAUGGCGGUGCAUCUGCCCCGCCUCUAUUGCCACCGCAUUUGAGCAACGGACCACCAUCGGGACCACCGUCUCGACCCAACACGUCUAUGAGCAAUGCAAGCUCGAUCGACGACCUCCUUGGGGCACCGCAAGCUAGGAAAGGAGGUACGGUCAAGAAGGGUAAGCGUGGCGGUCGCUAUGUCGACGUCAUGGCCGCAAAAUAA